This is a messenger RNA of Merops nubicus (carmine bee-eater), 1389 nucleotides long. It is a transcript of the gene PALD1, whose product is annotated as phosphatase domain containing, paladin 1. The transcript has 11 exons. The record is from RefSeq and is a predicted model, not a curated record. NCBI's taxonomy places the organism in Eukaryota, Metazoa, Chordata, Aves, Coraciiformes, Meropidae. The annotation marks the transcript as partial.
GGCGCCGGCAGCAUGGAGGACCAGCGCUCCCUCAGCAUCCACUCCUUCCAGACCCUGGGGCUCCACAACAGCAAGGCCAAGUCCAUCAUCACCAACAAAGUGGCGCCCGUGGUCAUCACGUACAACUGCAGGGAGGAGUUUCAGAUCCACGAUGACCUGCUGAAGGCCAACUACACAGUGGGACGCAUUUCUGAGGCCACGCUGGAACACUACCUUGUGCAGGGGAAAUAUUUCAUGGUCAGGGAUGUAUAUGGCAAAUUAGAUGUCUUGAACACUACUGGCAGCUGUGGCGCUCCCAAUUUCCGACAAGCCAGAGGAGGUUACGCCGUGUUUGGCAUGGGGCAACCCAGCCUCAAUGGCUUCAAGCUUGUGCUGCAGAAGUUGCAAAGAGAAGGCCACAAGGAGUGUGUCUUCUUCUGCGUCCGCGAGGAACCUGUGGUCUUCCUGAGGUUGGAGGGGGACUUCGUGUCCUACACCCCCCGGGGCAAGGAGAACCUGCAUGAGAACCUCCAGCGCCUGCAGCGGGGUGCCCGGGCAGAGAGCCUGGAGCUGGCCAUCCGCAAGGAGAUUCACGACUUUGCACAGCUGAGCGAGAACGUCUACUACGUCUACAAUGACAUCGAGCGCUUGCGGGACGAGCCCCACACUGUGCGGGUGCAGUGUGAGGAGGACAUCCAGGUGACAGAGGAGGUCUACCGCAGACCUGUCUUCCUCCUGCCCUCCUACAGGUACCAUCGACUGCCCCUGCCUUCUGAGGGAGCCCCUUUGGAGGAGCAGUUUGAUGCUUUCAUCUGCUUCCUGAGGGAGAGCCCCAGCCUGCUGCUGAGGGACCCUGGCAGACCCCCGCCGGCGCUGCUUUUCGGUUGCCAGACCGGUGUGGGCAGGACCAAUCUGGCCAUGGCCAUGGGCACGCUUGUCCUCCACCACCACCACCGAGGAGCCACCCAGAAGCCUGACCUCCCUCACCGGCCUAAAGCAUCUCCCAGGGACAGGCUUCGGGUCAUCCAGACCUUCAUCGAGAUGGUCCCCAAAGGCCAACAGAUAGUCGAGGAGGUGGAUGGUGCCAUUGCCUCCUGCUCGGAGAUGCACGACAUGAAGGAAGCCAUCUACGAGUACAAGAAGAAGCUGGAAGGGAUUGGGGAGGACUAUCAGAUCCAGGGGAGCAGCACCAAAGAGUAUUUCCUCCAGAGGACUUUGCAGAGCCUUGAACGCUAUUUCUACUUGAUUUCUUUCAACUACUACCUUCACGAGCAGUACCCCCUGGGCUUUGCCCUCAGCUUCAGCAGGUGGAUGUGCCGGCACCCCGAGCUCUACCGGCUGCAGGCCGACAUGAACUCCUCGGAGCUCACCGUCACCGGGGACCUUCUCACCAAGGGGACACGAGUGCUG